Messenger RNA from Moesziomyces aphidis, 309 nucleotides. The record is from the annotation of a GenBank genome assembly. Lineage: Eukaryota; Fungi; Basidiomycota; Ustilaginomycetes; Ustilaginales; Ustilaginaceae.
AUGCCACCAGGCAACCUCGUCCGGCGCUUGGUCCGCAACAAGCUGGCCUCGGUAGCCGCCCUCCGCGUCGGCUGGAAUUGUCUCACCACCAAUGACUUGGCACUCUCUCCGCUCCAAGACCUUUCAAUGGCUGCAGGACCCCAGGUCAGUUUGCCGAUUCUAUUGUGUAGCUACGACUGUAUGCAGAGCGUCGCCGCCGCCGCCGCCGCCCCUCGGCUGUCGCCUUUGAGUUCGGAGCCCGAUGCUCCUUCCCUGGCUAGUCUUGGCUCCACAAUGGCUUACCUCCGCCAGAGACAUGUGUUUCACUAA